Sardina pilchardus (European sardine) is the source of this 3063-nucleotide messenger RNA. RefSeq names its product synaptotagmin-like 3 (gene sytl3). NCBI's taxonomy places the organism in Eukaryota, Metazoa, Chordata, Actinopteri, Clupeiformes, Clupeidae. The record is from RefSeq and is a predicted model, not a curated record. The coding region runs from base 744 to 2531 and encodes 595 amino acids. Gene Ontology annotation, molecular function: neurexin family protein binding; small GTPase binding. Gene Ontology annotation, cellular component: exocytic vesicle; plasma membrane. The transcript has 16 exons. Gene Ontology annotation, biological process: intracellular protein transport; exocytosis.
ACCACCAACUGUUUCUCUGUAUGACCACACAUUGUCCGAAACAGUUUGGGAAACUGUGACUUCAGGUAAAAAAGAGUCAUCCGCCACAAAUGCUCGCGCAGACCCUCUUGGCAAUUUUAGCAAAUCUGCGUGACAGGAAACCAAUGGUGACAUGUACUUCCUCUCUCAGAGCCCCCUAUAUAAACGCUCACGCUCGUCUCAGCUGUAACCAGACCAGCCGUCCUAGUCGAGAGGCCUCACGUCAGACACUGAGGAUCUUUAAGGCAAACACAUCUCUUUGGAUUGCCAGCUCAUUGGGAGAAGAGAGGCAUACAGCUCUACCUUAACAGACAGCAAGACAAGAGGAUUAUUCAGUGAUUCUGCUGAGGCACGGUUCAUUGGUUAGGGCUCCACAUGGUCCGAUGGGUCAGAACACUGUGAUCAAGACAUUCAGGACCUUUUUUUGUCAUCCGUGACGUGCUCCUCACAUCACCAGGAGGUCACGUUCGACGACACUGUUCUGAUAAAACUGCACACGUAAGACGCAACUCGUCUUUUGAUCGAAUCUUUUCUAGAGAACAGUCGGACAUCUUAUCUUGGAGCUCUCAGUUUUCGUGAGAAAGCUUUUGAUACAAAGACCCUUUGGAAAGGACUACGAAAAGAAAGACAGCCCAUCUCAGUGGUGUACGUAUUUGGAUUUGUGGAUAUGUUCUAGAGACUUAACUUCGAAUAAAAAGUGAAAAUCCCCAAAGUGUUCCAGCAUCAUGGAUCUCAGUCUACUCCAAGCUGUGGAGAGAGAGAAAGUUCUGGAAGUUCUCCAGCGAGAUAAAGUCCUGCGCUGUCUGGAUGAGGAUAGAAUAAGGCGACUGAAGCUGGAGCUCCAGGAGUUGCGGCGGCGUGGGGCCAAGAGUUUCUCCCGGCAGUACAGCGAGCGGACGUGCGCACGCUGCCAGCGGCCCCUCGGAAAGCUCUGGAAUUGCGGUGCCGUGUGUCGAGGCUGCAGCCACCGCAUCUGCAGCAAGUGCCGGGUGUGCAGGAGCCCCCACGAUUGGAAGUGUACUGUCUGUCAUGCCCACAGGCAAGUGAAGAUCAAAUCUGGUGACUGGUUCAUGGAGGAGCGAGCGAGGAAAUUUCCCAGGGAAGCAGAUGAACGUGAGAGCAUCGGAGAAAUACUACUUAGAUCCUACCAAAGGCUAAGUAAUAUUUCAAUUGUUCCACCAACCCCUCCACCGAUGCAGAAUGUGUCCUCACCACCGUUCAGCAGAUUACCGGACUGGACAAACUCUAAAGGAAGCCCAAAACCAUUCACGAAAUCCAUGGAAAAUCUCAUGAUGUCAUUCACCACCCACAUCAAAAAAAUCUCCAAGUCUCAAGAGGAUGUUAGGGCAGAGCCAGCCCUACUUACUGUUGAAUAUGACCGAAGAAACAGCUCAGACCGGAAGAGCCAAUCAGAUACUGCCAUCAAUAAAUCUGCCAGCCUAACCAAAGGAGUGAGCCUGUCCAACCUUUUUAGUAGAAGUAAGGAGCCAGAGAGGAGAAGAUCUUCUUCACCUCUCUGUACUGAUGAGGAUUCGUCACAGAGUUCAGGCUACUCUGGAGAGAAGAGGGGCAGCAUCAGUAGCACCGGUACAGACUGCGGUCUGGUAGAGAGCUCCAGCGUGACAGGGGAGUUGGAGUUGGCUCUGGCCUACAGCUUCGGCUCCUCCUGUCUAGAGGUGGUGGUGGGAGCCUGCCGGAACCUCACACCUGGGGAGGCCAAGAAGAGGAAGUGCCACCCCUAUGUCAAGGUCUACCUGCUGCCCGACAAGUCACAGAGCACUAAGAUGAAGACGGCGGUCAUAAAGAACACAACAGAGCCCGUCUUCCAGGAGACCUUACAGUGUUCCAUCGCUCGAGAGCUGCUGGCCUCGCGCACGCUGCAGGCCUCAGUGUGGCAUGCGGAGACCCUCAGGCGCAAGGUCUUCCUGGGAGAGGUUCUCAUUCCCCUGGACAGGUGGCGGUUUGAAGACCCUGGUACACAAGGGCUCAUGUGGUAUCCUCUCUGUCCCAAGACUGAGCGGCCAGUAGGGGGCAAUACGGAACAAGUUAUUGGGGAGCUGAUCCUCAGAGUCAAGUUCUCAUCUCUCACCCAGAUCUGCAAGAUGAACAGCACUGGCAUUGGCCCUUUUGAAGUUGGCCAGCUCACUGUUCUCAUCAUUGGUGUUCAGAAUCUGUCCAGUUCAAAACCUUCGUCCUUAUUUAUCAAGGGGUGUCUGGCCCUGCCCGGGCAGCGUGAGCUGGUGCAGAGGACGCCGGUGGUCAAGCGCGGGCCGAGCCUGGAGUGGGCGCAGCAGCUGCUCUUCAGCCGGGUCACGGCCCACGAGCUGCACGCCGCCUCGCUGGCGCUGGGCCUCUGGGAGCACGCGCCCUUCAGCGUCACCCACCGCCUACUGGGCACCGCCACGCUACACGCCGGGGAAGGGUUGUCGUGGCAACCUUUACAACAGACACCGAAUGUGUGGCACAGCGUCAGCCUACCACUGCGCGCCAAUCUAAACAACAGGAAACCAUGACAACCUACAGUAGCUCGGAAACCAGAAAUGAGAGAGCGAGAGGUUUCUCUCCGUCUCUCUGUGCUGUGUAUCUUCACCCUGUGCUUCAGCAUAAUGUUACUUGUGCACAAAGUAUUGUCUAAUGGCCCCCUCUCAUGCGCACACACACAUUCUGCACAUUAUUUAUGAAUCAACAUUUUUACAGAUUCUCAUUAUAUAUGGAUCAUGAAUAAACUGUGCUAAAAAAGCUACACAAUUAUGAAUAUGAAAAUGAAUUGAACAAAGAUGAUUUCAUAUGUUUGUAUAUGCCAGGAUUACACAAUUGAACAUUGUCAAUGGUUGCUGUAGAAAAUAUAUACUGUAUAUAUAUUGAAUAUAUUGAACAAUUAAAUAGACAUGACUGUUCCAUUAUCAGCACAUGUAUAGUGGACACCUGUAGCAUGCAUGAGCCUGUUUAGGGUCAUAUUUGGUUAUGUAUUCUUAUUUAUUUCUUAACUUAUGGACUUGUUUUUAUAUGUAGCAAUGAAAUAUACAAAUAAAUACAGAUUUGUUU